AUGGCUCCCCCAGAUGGAAAAACUGAGUCCGCUCCAGACCCUGAAGCAGAUCUCAGCGCAAUCCUUUCAACUGAGGAGCAGGUCGAGUUGACGCUACUUAUCGCGAACAUCACGGAGGUCAUGCGCAAGCACAUUACCGACACUUUCGAUGCCUCAAUUACUUCUGCAAAUACACCACAGCAAGCUCUGCAUGUGACAGACAAAAACCCCAACAUUGAAGAUAGCAAGCCUCACAAGGAGACUGAAGAUGAAGAGAAGGCACGUAAGCUUAGAGAAAGGCGCGAAAAAGAAUUGAGUGCUCCAAAAAUGCUCGAGCUGAAGAAUGCAUAUUUGGAUUUCUUCGACAAGUGGCGAAAAUCUGUCAUCUCCAGGGUAGGAGCAGUGGUGAACAGCCCAAAAGAGGUGGUUGCAGAAAAGAAGGAGAAGGCAACUGCAGCAACAACUACCGACUCGUCGGCGCCCGCAGAGCCAAAAGUCAUCCGGUCAAAUACCAAUAUUGAGGAAGCUGAUGCUGCUCUAAUUGAAUUAUACCGCCCCACCUCUACCUCCCUCGUAAGCCUACCAAAAGAUCGACGAAUACUCCUUUUACAUGCUAUGUUGCUAUUGUUAUUGUCUCUCGAGCAUUAUGUGGCCCACUCUCGGGUGCUGUUGCUACAUAUUAGCUCUUCCUUGCAUCUCCCACUGCACAUUCUCACGGAAGAUGAAGUCAAGGUUGCACAAGGUCUACUUGAAGCAGCUAAGCACAUGUCAGGGACUGAGGAAGCACACAAACGAACUGAGGAGAACAAAGUCGCUCGAAGAUGGAAAGUGGGACUCGCAGGGGUGGCUGGUGCGGCGAUUAUAGGUGUCACUGGAGGACUAGCUGCCCCCUUGGUUGCCGGGGCUAUUGGGACAAUCAUGGGAGGCCUUGGCUUAGGUGCCACGACAGCGGCAGGAUUACUCGGAGCUCUGGCUGAAAGUGGCGUUAUCGUGGGCAGUCUGUUUGGAGCUUACGGUGGUAGAAUGACUGGGAAGAUGAUGGAUGCAUACGCCAAGGAGGUGGAGGACUUCGCAUUCUUGCCUUUGAAAGGCUCUCGACAUCACGAACAGAAACCUGAGGACCGGCGACUAAGGGUUACUGUGGGGAUAAGUGGUUGGCUUACUCAAAAAGAAGACAUAAUCACUCCAUGGAGAGCCUUGGGGCGCCAGAGUGAAGUCUUUGCUCUGAGAUGGGAAUUAGAAGCAUUGACCAAGUUGGGGAGUUCGAUGGAAUCCGUCGUCAAGAGCGCUGCCUGGACUGUUGCUAAGAAGGAAAUCAUUGCUCGAACGAUAUUUGCCAGUUUGAUGGAGGCUUUGUGGCCCGUAGCCCUCUUGAAGGUUUCCAAGGUCGUGGAUAAUCCGUUCUCUGUUGCAAAAAACCGCGCCGAUAAAGCUGGUUUGAUCCUCGCGGAUGCUCUGAUCAACAAAGCACAAGGAGAAAGGCCAGUGACAUUAAUCGGCUAUUCCUUAGGCGCGAGGCUCAUAUAUUCCUGCCUCAUGAGCCUGGCAGAGCGUCGAGCUUUCGGUCUGGUGGAUUCCGCUGUUCUGAUAGGAACGCCUGCUCCAAGCGACGCUGCCGAUUGGAGGGCAAUGAGGAGCGUCGUUGCAGGACGGCUUAUUAAUGUCUACUCAAAGAAUGAUUAUAUUCUAGCAUUUUUAUUUCGGACAAGUGCCAUUCAGUAUGGCGUUGCCGGAUUACAAGACGCUCAAGAUGUCAAAGGAAUAGAGAAUGUCGAUGUCUCUGAGAUGGUGAGCGGUCAUUUGCGCUAUCAGUAUCUUGUAGGAUCAAUCUUAGAGAAGAUUGGGUUCGAGGACAUAGAUGUUGAGGAGGUAGCAAGAGAAGAAGAAACUUUGGCUUUGCUUGAGGAACAGGAAAAGAAGGAAGAAGAAAAGAAGAGAGGAGUGGAGGUCGAUCCAGAGGCCGAAGCAGCAGAGAUGGAGAAGGAGGUUAAGAAGAAAACGGACCAGACCUUGAUGGAGAGAGCGGCGGAGAAAUUGCAUCUUGGAAAGUAA
Messenger RNA from Hyaloscypha bicolor E, 2031 nucleotides. Its product is annotated as DUF726-domain-containing protein. The transcript is spliced from 3 exons. The coding region runs from base 1 to 2031 and encodes 676 amino acids. NCBI's taxonomy places the organism in Eukaryota, Fungi, Ascomycota, Leotiomycetes, Helotiales, Hyaloscyphaceae. The record is from RefSeq and is a predicted model, not a curated record.